AACAUCAAUGUUUUGUAUACAAAUAAAAAGACUAAAACAUCAAUCAUUUGUAUAUGAAAGAAUGAUGCCGGAAAAAAAUUGUGUUAAAAUAUACUAAUAUUUUGUUAUAUUUGUGAAUAUUAGUUAAGUUAUAAUAAAUAUCUGAAUGUCAAAUAUUUAUAGAAUGUUUUUAUUGCUCUAUUUACAUUUGAAAUAUAAUAUAUAAAUAAUAUAAUUUAGAAAAUAAUAAUUAGAGGUGUCAAAUUUAAAUACUAGACAACAAUUCAUUGAUUAACUUGUACUAUAUCAAAUGAUUUAUAUAUGUACAUAUAUAAUGAUAAUUGAUACAGUAAUGAUAAAAAUAACUAAAUAACCGAAAAUACUUAUUUUCAAAAACAACGCUGAUUGGUCAUUGUGUUGGUUCCCAAGAGAAACGCAAAACAAAAAAUUAGGCUUUUAAAAUUCUCUUCUCCAUUCCCCAAGUAUUGGAAAUAAGGAAGCGAUGUUAAGUUAGUUGACCAUGGUAACUUGAUUCUCUAUAUAACUCAAUCGAAUUCAAGUGAUCAAAAUAUCAUAUAGCUAUGGCAACAGAUACCAACGUAAGCAUUUUCUUAGAUGGAUUUGCGCAUAUCUUGGAAGAACAAUGGCAAGUUGAUGUGCUGCUCAAGGCAGGUGACAGCGAUCCAGAUGCAGUGAUCUCCGCCCACAAGCUUGUUCUGGCCGCAAGAUCAAAGGUUUUUAAGAAGAUGCUGGAGGAGGAUGAGUGCAAGACUUCGUCAGGGAAAGAGAUAAUCACUCUCUCGGAGAUGAAACAUGAAGAGGUAAAGGCUUUAGUAGAGUUCAUAUACAGUAGUGGCUGUGGCUCAACGCCUUGUGCAGAGCAUGCUCGAUCACUCUAUCUAGCAGCGGACAAAUAUGAGAUCCCACAUCUACGAGACCUAUGCAGAGACGAACUUAUAUCUUCUCUGAAUGAGUCUAAUGCUCUUGACGUUUAUGAGCUUGCCCAAAUCCCUUUCGAUGACGAACUGAACAAUGCUGCCUUAAGCUGUAUCCAAAUGAAUAUAACUACCAUUGCUUACUCUGAUGAGCUCAAGCUGUUCGCAGAGCGCAACCCAAUUCUUACAGUGGAGAUAGUGAAGGCUUGUGUUGAACGGAGUAGAAGUAGAAUCUACAGAUACUAGCUUUCGUUCUUUUUACUAUAAAAUACCACAAAUCCGUUCAUUUUUAUGGGAUUGUACUUAUUUAUUGUUUUCACAAACUUCAUCGUGAAAUUCGUAUAUCAAUGAUUAUGAAACAUUAUA
Molecule: messenger RNA, 1280 nt
Organism: Brassica napus (rape)
Lineage: Eukaryota; Viridiplantae; Streptophyta; Magnoliopsida; Brassicales; Brassicaceae
Product: putative BTB/POZ domain-containing protein At2g40440
Exons: 2
Coding region: 561-1160 (199 amino acids)
Molecular function (GO): protein binding
Source: RefSeq, a predicted model, not a curated record